CAUUUUGCUUUGUGACAUGCUGCAAUCUUUGAAAGAUCUUGUGGGUUCAGUCCAAAAUUCAGUGAAGUCAUCAUCAGACUCUAUAUCUUUUUCGAAAAUAAUACCGAAACAAUUUUUUUCAAGUAAUUCGUCAGUUACCACCGAGGAUAAUCAAGUUAUGCAACUCCGCGAAAGAGAAAUUCUUGCAAAGAUUAUAUCCUUGGUUUUAGGACUUGGUGUAUCAUUCUCAAUUACGUAUUUUGGCGUAAAAUAUCUUACCAAAGCUUUAGAUCCUACGAGAAAAGAUAAAGAAAAAUCGAAAAGCAAAGCUGAAAGGUUGAUGAGAAGCCUUGGAUUAAAGAAUGUAGAGUUGAAUGAGUAUGAACUCUGUAUUGCUUCCAACUUAGUUGAUCCUAGCUCCAUUCCCAUCAGCUGGGACGAUAUUGGUGGUUUAGAUGAUAUUAUCGAAGACCUUAAAGAUACAGUCAUCUUACCAUUUCGAUUGGAUCUAGGACGUGAAAGUUCUUUGGCUCAACCGCCCAAAGGUGUUCUCUUGUACGGUCCACCUGGUUGUGGUAAAACAAUGAUUGCCAAAGCAAUGGCCAAGGCUGCUGAAGCGAGAUUUAUUAAUCUUGAAAUGUCUUCACUUUUUGAUAAGUGGUAUGGUGAAUCACAAAAAAGGGCCGAGGCUGUUUUCUCUGUUGCCAGAAAACUCCAGCCUGCUAUUAUAUUUAUAGAUGAAAUUGACGCUUUCUUAAGAAAUCGAACUUCAUCUGAUCACGAAGCAACAGCAAUGAUAAAAACUCAGUUUAUGAGCUCUUGGGACGGAUUAAUGACUGAUGAAGAUUGCAGAAUAAUGAUUGUAGGAGCAACAAAUAGACCUCAUGAUGUAGAUGCUGCAAUAAUGAGGCGUAUGCCAAGCACUUUUGAGAUCGGAUUACCGAGCAUAAGAAAUAGAAGAAGGAUAUUGGAUUUAGUACUCAGAAGUGAAAAUUUAUCUGACAAUAUAGACUUAUACCGCAUAGCAGAAAUGACUAAAACUUUUUCUGGCAGCGACUUACGUGAAUUGUGUAGACAGGCAUCAGUAUUUAGAGUUAGAGAUUUAGUGAAAAGCUACAAGAAUGGUUCUUCUGAUGUAUACCAAUCAGAUGUUGAGAGUGGCCAUAAACUAAGACCUUUAGCGAUGGAAGACUUUACAAAGUCUAUGGACAAGAUAAAAGCAUCGAAAAUGGCCCAUUUGGGUGUACAAGCGGAACCACUUGAUUAA
This is a messenger RNA of Dimorphilus gyrociliatus, 1246 nucleotides long. NCBI's taxonomy places the organism in Eukaryota, Metazoa, Annelida, Polychaeta, Dinophilidae. The record is from the annotation of a GenBank genome assembly.